This is a messenger RNA of Symbiodinium natans, 162 nucleotides long. Lineage: Eukaryota; Dinophyceae; Suessiales; Symbiodiniaceae. The record is from the annotation of a GenBank genome assembly.
AUGCCAUCCUCAAAGAGAAUCGCUGCCGCAGGAACUACUACCUGGGCCGAUUUGGAUCGGGUGCGAUUCCGAGGGAUGGCGACACAGGAGUUUACGAUCCCUACAACAACGACAAGGUCUCUGCAAUCAGCACUCAGCGGGCAGUGGCCAUUCCAGAAAUAG